This is a messenger RNA of Cyprinodon variegatus (sheepshead minnow), 1181 nucleotides long. RefSeq names its product gastrula zinc finger protein XlCGF57.1-like. The record is from RefSeq and is a predicted model, not a curated record. The transcript has a single exon. Gene Ontology annotation, biological process: regulation of transcription by RNA polymerase II. Bases 73 to 1140 code for a protein of 355 amino acids. Gene Ontology annotation, molecular function: DNA-binding transcription factor activity; RNA polymerase II cis-regulatory region sequence-specific DNA binding. NCBI's taxonomy places the organism in Eukaryota, Metazoa, Chordata, Actinopteri, Cyprinodontiformes, Cyprinodontidae.
GAGGAACCACAAACUUUGCAGAUAAAAGAAGAGCAGCAAAAGCCAGAAUAUCCCUGGACAAAAAAUGAAACCAUGGAGUUCCCCAUAAGUGAGCAUGAAGAGCAGCUUGGUCUGAAGCAGGAGACCGGACAUAUGGGAGAGGAACCACUCCCCUGUUUGACAUGUGGAGAAAGAUUUCUAAAAAAAGAACAUUUAAUAGAUCACAUGAAAACUCACGCAGGUCAGAAGAUUUAUGAAUGUCUGUCGUGUGGAAAAAGCUUCAGAGAAAAAAGCACUCUAAAUAAACAUAUCAGAGUUCACACAAAUAAGAAGCUGUUCUCCUGUACAAUUUGUGGCAAAGGUUUUGGUCAAAAAAGUGAUUUAACUAGACAUACGACAACUCACUCAGAUGAAAGACCUUUUUCUUGUAAGACCUGUGGGAAAAUGUUCAAAAGAAGAGAUUUGGGGAUUAAACACAUGAAAACUCACACGGUGGGGAAGAUUUAUGAAUGUGUGUCCUGUGGAAAAAGCUUCCCUAAGAAAUCUCACCUUGAUGUACACAUGAGAGUUCACACAUGUGAGAAGCCUUUCUCCUGUAUGAGCUGUGGCAAAAGUUUUACAGAAAAGGGUAAUUUGACAAGUCACAUCAGAAUUCACACAGGUGAAAAGCCUUUUACAUGUAUGUCCUGUGGGAAAAGCUUCACCUUUAAAUCUGUUCUCAAUCGACACAUGAGAACCCACACAGGUGAGAAGCCAUUCUCCUGUACGCUUUGUGGCAAAAGUUUUACACAACAUUGUAAUUUGGUUUGUCACAUGACCAUUCAUUCAGAUGAAGGACCUUAUUCUUGUAAGACUUGUGGAAAAAUAUUCAAAAGAAGUGAUUCAGUGUAUGAACAUAUGAGAACUCAUACAGGGAAGAUUUAUGAAUGUCUGUCCUGUGAAAAAAGCUUCACCUUCCAAUCUGCUCUUAAUCGACACAUCAGAGUUCACACCAGCGAGAAACCUUUUGAAUGUUUGUCCUGUGGAAAAACCUUUAGAUUUAAAUGUAAUCUUAAUGAACACAUCAGAAUUCACACAGGUGAGAAGCCCUUCUCCUGUAUGAUCUGUGCCAAAGGUUUUACUAAAAAACAUAAUUUGACUAGACACAUGGCGACUCAUUAAAAAAAUGUUUUUCAACCACGACGUUAGAGUAAUGAUCUUAA